Molecule: messenger RNA, 1413 nt
Organism: Triticum urartu
Lineage: Eukaryota; Viridiplantae; Streptophyta; Magnoliopsida; Poales; Poaceae
Source: RefSeq, a predicted model, not a curated record
ACUGGUUGAGCGAACCGUCAGGCGCUGCGCUGGGUCAAACCCCCCCCCCAUCUCCUCCCUACUCUCCUCGAUUCCCCUUUCCCUCGAUCCCUAACCCUAAAAAAAUCGCGGAUGGAGGAGGGCGUGGCCGAUGCUGCUACUGGUGGCGGGAUGGACGGCGCGGUGGAGGGCGUGGCCAACGCUGCGCCGGUCUCGGCCUCGGGUGGCCAUGGCGGGGAGGCGACGGGCGGCCAUGGCGGGGAGGCGGAGGGAGUUCCAGGCGCGCCACUGGAGGGCGUCCAUGGCGAGGAGGCGGAAGGAGGUCCAGGUGCGGCGCAGGAGGGCGGCCAUGGCGGCGAGGCAGAGGGAGGUCCAGGUGCGACGGCCUCGGAUGCAAGUACUCCGGCAUGGCUACAAGGGAUGGAUCCAAAUUCAACAUAUUUGCUGAAAAUCAAAUUGUUUGGCAACCCAAAAAAACUAGGAAGGAUAUCAAAUGCUUUUGUUAUGAUAAGGUUCAGGGCUUAUUGUUCAAGAAGGGAUGAAGAUAAGUGUCCAUGGAGGAUAUAUGCUUCUACAAUGGAAGAUGGGUGCACCGUAAUGGUGAGAAAGAACUCUUGUGGUCAUGAUUGCUCAAGUACAAAAAGGAAAAAGAAGAUAAAGAAUGCAACUAAGCGGUGGAUAUGUGAGCACGUGAAGGAUUGGCUAAUUGAGGAUGCAACUCUAGGACCAAAGGCAUUGCGAAAGAAGCUUAAAGAGCACCAUGGAAUCAACAUCAAGUACAAGAGAGUAUACAUGGAGGACCACCAAAGAAGAGGACAAAGACCACCAAAUCAGCUCAAUCAUCAAUUGUGCCUUACGAGGAUGAUGCUCCAUCAGCCAUGUGUUUUCCGCCAAGCCAAAUCUUGGAGAAAACAACCAAAGAAAAAGGGAAAGGUGGUAAAUCUGGAUCCGGAGGAGAAAAAGAUCAAGAACACAACCCAUUUGUGGCGAACAUGAUGUCGCCAAAAAGAAAACACAUGUUGCUGUGAAGGUACAUGCCAAAAGAAAAAGCAAAGAGGUUGCUGAAAUUACUCUGCACCUUCCUAUGGUGCCACUUGACAGCCCUGCAAUGGGUACAUGCAGCAAGAAAUUCAACCCUGCUAGCCCUGCAAUGAGCACACGAAGCAAAAGGAGACUUAGUUUGUGAUUCUCAUGUCAUUACUUUCCGUAUCAUGUUUCAUUUUGAAAACUGAGCUGUUUAUGUGAUGUAUGUGUGGACCUUGGCUCUUUACGUGCUAUAUGCGACCUGUUGUGAACCCUCUUUACGUGCUAUAUGCGACCUGUUGUGAACCUCGGCUAUUAUGUCAUCUUUAUGUGAACCUGGACUAUUGUAUGUCACUUUUAUGUGAACCUGAGUGUGUAUAGAUGACCAGCUAUGUGGGAUGUUUGCAUAUA